AUGCCGGAGGCAGCGAAGCCCAGCACCACGCACGCUGAAAUCGAAGCCGCACCCUCAGCUCAAGUCCAGGACGGAGAAACAGUGUGGACGAAUGUUGGUACCACCCUUUCUGCAGACGCAAUAAGGCCCAGGGAAACGAAUAGACCGACAGGCAGCGGCGACGAUCCCUGUCGGUACUCUUUCCACACAGUCGUCUCUUUACCACUCUCUUUACCCGGCCAAUAUUUCGACGACACCAUACCCAACCUAACCACUGCAAGUCCUUUCACUCAGGAACUUCGCCAUAAAAUGGCCCAACUGAAGUAUACACCACCCAGGCAAUCAUCACCAACUAUCCACGUUCCACAACAGCUUCAGGACUGCGAGUUCAUUUUUGUCCGAAAUGACGCGGUAAAGAAACCACUAACACCAACAUACCAGGGUCCAUUCAAAGUUUUAAAACGCUCUGAGAAGCAUCUCACCAUUGAUCGAGGAAGCCGGACGGACACCAUCUCUAUCGACAGAGUCAAACCAGCUUUUCUGGAAAAAUCUCCACGGGAGGCAGAACCCGUCUCAACACACCCAGAACCCUCACCUGCCUCAACAACCACGCAAUCGCAACCAUCACAACCGAGGUCAGAGCCAAUCCCAGAAUCACCCGUCACUCCACCUAGGCAGAUCCGUCUUGGAAGGAAACUCACUCCUGCAGCUUCCAGCACUCCUGCAGCAUCCAGCUCACCCCAACAGCUUCCAGCGGCCUCCAGCUCACCCCUGCGGCACUCUACUGACAUCCCGCUACCUAUUCCAGUGCCCACUGACGUCCUAAUCCAGUGCCCACUGACGUCCAGUGCCCGUUAUCGUCCGGACACCGUUCCCGAACAAACGACCUCUGUCGUCUUACCAUCCACCGUUUGCAAAUAA
Messenger RNA from Acanthosepion pharaonis, 900 nucleotides. The record is from the annotation of a GenBank genome assembly. NCBI's taxonomy places the organism in Eukaryota, Metazoa, Mollusca, Cephalopoda, Sepiida, Sepiidae.